AUGGCUGUUGGGGACGAGAAACCAUCGAAGCGCACAGCGAACCCAGGCGUUCGAGUCAUCGGAGGAAGAAUCUAUGAUUCUAGUAACGGGAAAACUUGUCACCAGUGUCGACAGAAGACGAUGGAUUUUGUUGCAGCGUGCAAGGCCAUGAAUGAGAACAAGCCAUGUAAAAUUAUGUAUUGUCACAAGUGCUUAUCCAACAGGUAUGGUGAGAAGGCAGAAGAGGUGGUAACUUCAGAUGAUUGGCUAUGUCCUAAGUGCAGAGGCAUUUGCAAUUGCAGUUUCUGCAGGAAGCGUCGAGGCCAAAACCCUACAGGAAUAUUGACACACAUAGCUAAAGCAAGUGGGCUAUCAUCUGUCUCUGAGCUUCUUGAAGUUGAGGGAUCUGAUAACUUUGCUUACCAGAAGAAGCCAAAGCCGGAGGAUAAAGGUAGAUCUGGCAAUAGUGAUGGAGAUGUGGAACUAGUUGAUGUUGAAAAGGUCAAGAACAAGAAAAAAGUGGUGGGCAAGAUCAAGAAAGCCAAAGCUGAUAACAAACAUGUUGACAAGGACAAGAACAGAGUGGUGGGCAAGAUCAAGAAAGCCAAAACUGAUAACAAAGUGAAAGAGGAAAUUGAGUUUGAGGCUCAACUUCCUCAAGGUGUAAGCAUGAAUAAUGUGUCAGGUAUUGAUAUACCCACCGAAGAAACUGGAAAUGUAUUGCAGUUUCUUGAGUUUUGUUCUGCCUUUGGAAAGGUUCUUGAUCUGAAGGAAGGACAAGCUGAAACUGUUGUUGCUGAGCUUUUCUCAUCUGGGCGUAGCAUAAAGAGAAAACAAUACUCCAGUGUUAUCCAGAUGAUGAUCCAGCUGUUAAAUCUAAUAUCAGAUGAUAGAGAUGAGAUGUCUUUGUCUUUAAGCGCAACUGACACCACUUGGUUCAGUUAUGUCGGAGAGGUUCUGUCGCAAUCAGGAAUUUUGAGUGAUUGUUUCCCAUCUGAAACUUUCAAAUCAGGUGUUUCUGAGUAUGAGAAGAUGGAUGGAUCAAAAAGGCUCAAGCUUCUCAUAUUAUUAUCUGAUGAAUCACUUAGCACAAGGGCAAUGAGGAAUUUCAUGGAGGAGCAAUACACAGAGUCUAAAACAAAGAAUAAAGAAGCUAAACAAAAGGCUGCAGCUGCAAAAGAGAAGGAGAAAAAACUGAGGCAGAAGAUGCAAAGUGAUCUUGCCAAGACCCAUAUGGCAAAAAACGGAGCUCCGUUGUCUGUUGAAGAGCAUCAUGCAAUGUUGUCUCGAAUAAAAGCCGAAGCUAAAGAAGCUCAUGAUGAAAUGCUGGAGGCAAUGGGCAUGACAUCAACGAGGCAAAGAUGUGAUGCUGUUAGAACAGAUCCAGUCCUGUUGAACGAUGAUGGCCAUAUUCUCUGGAAACUAAAUUGCUUUCAAGAAGAGGAAAAGUUUUUGCUUCAAGGGCUAGGAAUGUUUGAUGAUUUACCACCACUUGAAAAAUGGUCAGAGUUUAAGCCUGAGCAGAAACAAGAUAUAGAGAAGUAUCUCUCUGCCAAGAGGAUGAAACUGAUGCGAGCACAAAAGAAAGCAAAUGUGGAAAACAAUUAA
Messenger RNA from Microthlaspi erraticum, 1587 nucleotides. The record is from the annotation of a GenBank genome assembly. Lineage: Eukaryota; Viridiplantae; Streptophyta; Magnoliopsida; Brassicales; Brassicaceae.